Messenger RNA from Jaculus jaculus (lesser Egyptian jerboa), 1392 nucleotides. RefSeq names its product cytochrome b5 type B. Gene Ontology annotation, cellular component: mitochondrial outer membrane; intracellular membrane-bounded organelle. The record is from RefSeq and is a predicted model, not a curated record. Gene Ontology annotation, molecular function: heme binding. NCBI's taxonomy places the organism in Eukaryota, Metazoa, Chordata, Mammalia, Rodentia, Dipodidae. The coding region runs from base 90 to 530 and encodes 146 amino acids. The transcript has 5 exons.
GGAAGCCGACGAGGGCCCAGCGCUGGCUCUGCCUGGAGGAAGUUAACCGCAGAAACCUAGACAGCGGCGCUCUGGUGUCUUGGACUGCAAUGGCUACUGCAGAAGCGAGCGGUAGCGAGCGGAAAGGAGAGGGCGGCGACACCUCUGUCACCUACUACCGGCUGGCGGAGGUGGCGAAGCGGAACACGUCGAAGGAAGUAUGGAUGGUGAUCCACGGACGCGUCUACGAUGUCACCCGCUUCCUCAACGAGCAUCCUGGUGGGGAAGAGGUUCUGCUGGAACAAGCUGGUGUAGAUGCAAGUGAAAGCUUUGAAGACGUAGGCCAUUCCUAUGAUGCCAGGGAAAUGCUGAAGGAGUACUAUAUCGGUGAUGUCCACCCGAGUGACCUUAAACCUCAAGGUGGUAACAAGGAUCCUUCAAGAAACAAUUCAUGUAAAAGUUGCUGGGCAUAUUGGAUUUUGCCGAUUGUAGGUGCUGUCCUUAUAGGUUUACUGUAUCGUCACUACACGGCAGACAGCAAAUCCUCCUGAGGAGUCUUGUUGAAGUCCCAGAACACGUCCUCUUGAGAAGGAAAAGUAGAGACUUGAUUUGGGGGGCCUUGGCAGUGUCCCCUCCUUGAAUCCUGCCAGUUGUCUUCUUUCCCCUUGGAGCCAAGACGGUUGACCAGGCGUCCAUCCACCUUCAAUCUGGGACCAGUGUCCUUCCUGUUUCAGAGCCUUACUCCCAAGUGUCCACUCACUGUUCUGUGUUCUUCCUUUCACUGGUUUCUACACGUACCCUUGUAUUUCACAAGCUUAUGUUAAUGAUCAUGAUUCCUGUGUUGUAGUGCCAUUGCCUUUGGUAAAAACACCUGAUUUCCAGUAUGUUGAACUCACAGUAAAUUUGUAAGGGGCCAGUGCUAUAGUUUUGAAGCUUUUCUGUUUCCACUUUUCUUUUAAGUAAAUUUUAAAAUUCUGAGUUAAUCUGGGUAUUUAUCAUAGGGGUUUAAUUCAUGAAAGUAAGGUGUAUCUAUCACUUAAACCAUAUCUGCCAAAUGAUUUUAUUCUUUACUGAUGUUUGUUAAAACCAGAAAGAACUUUGUGGUCAUCUCCCCUUUUUGAGGCCAAUGUAGAUGGUGGCUCUCCCCAUUCCCUCUCUUCUCAAGGGUGCUAAACAAAAACUGUGCUUCCUCUUGAUUUCUUGGGGGUGGAAGAGCCAAAGGAACAGGUGAUGAACUGGUUUGAAUUCAGAAUAAUCUUUCUUCUGAAAAACACUGAAGACGCUACUUAACAGGACAGUUGAUUAAAGAAAGCACCGAAGCCUUUUCUCUCAUCUGGUACCAGACAUUAACCACUGUGUUUUCCUCCAGCUGUCUUUGAUUGGUAAACAUAAAUGUGUGAUUACAUCUGUAAA